Molecule: messenger RNA, 2287 nt
Organism: Pomacea canaliculata
Lineage: Eukaryota; Metazoa; Mollusca; Gastropoda; Architaenioglossa; Ampullariidae
Product: NADH dehydrogenase [ubiquinone] flavoprotein 1, mitochondrial-like
Exons: 14
Biological process (GO): mitochondrial electron transport, NADH to ubiquinone
Molecular function (GO): FMN binding; NADH dehydrogenase (ubiquinone) activity; 4 iron, 4 sulfur cluster binding
Source: RefSeq, a predicted model, not a curated record
GUGUUUCUUUCUGCGGGACUGUCAUACAAUGGGCGCCUCCAUACUGUAGGUUACGUAAAGGUCGACAUUACCUAUAUAACCCCUAUCGUUUCGGUAAUUCCAGCGACUACAUAUAAUUGUGUCACAUAUAUUUCAGUAAACAGUCAUGGCGAGUCUCUCCCGACUUUCGCCUGUGAUUGCACCAUCAUUAGCUCGGAACCAAACAUGGGCGCCGGUCACUGUGUUUUUUAGGAAUAAUAGUACAGCUCAAAAACCAACCCCAAAGGUAGAGAAGACAAAGUUUGGUCCAUUGAGUGAUGAAGACAGAAUUUUUACAAACUUGUAUGGGAGACAUGAUUGGCGCCUUAAUGGGGCAUUAAGCAGAGGAGACUGGUACAAAACUAAAGAGAUUCUCCUCAAAGGCCACGAUUGGAUUCUGAAGGAGAUUACUACAUCUGGUCUUCGUGGUCGUGGUGGCGCUGGCUUUCCAACAGGCAUGAAAUGGGGCUUCAUGAAUAAACCUUCUGAUGGCAGGCCCAAGUAUCUGGUGGUCAAUGCUGACGAGGGUGAACCUGGCACCUGUAAAGAUCGUGAGAUUAUACGACAUGAUCCCCACAAGUUGAUUGAAGGCUGUCUGGUUGCUGGCCGGGCUAUGCAUGCUUGUGCUGCCUAUAUCUACAUUCGUGGAGAGUUCUACAAUGAGGCUUGCAGUUUGCAGGUGGCUAUAAAAGAGGCAUACGAAGCAGGCCUCAUUGGGCGGAAUGCUUGUGGCUCUUGCUAUGACUUUGAUGUUUUUGUGCACCGUGGAGCUGGGGCUUAUAUUUGUGGAGAGAGACAGUAAGCACUGAUUGAGUCGAUUGAAGGAAAGCAGGGAAAGCCCCGUCUGAAGCCACCCUUCCCUGCUGACAUCGGUGUCUUUGGCUGCCCCACCACUGUGUCAAAUGUCGAGACUGUGGCAGUUGCACCAACCAUCUGUCGGCGGGGAGGAGAAUGGUUUGCCAGUUUUGGACGUGAACGUAACAGGGGCACAAAGCUGUUCAACAUAUCAGGCCAUGUUGUCAACCCAACCACUGUUGAAGAGGAAAUGUCAAUACCUCUGCGAGAACUCAUUGAAAGACAUUCAGGUGGUGUCAUUGGAGGCUGGGAUAAUCUGCUGGCUGUUAUUCCUGGUGGCUCCUCCACUCCACUAAUCCCCAAGAGUGUAUGUGAUGAUGUGCUCAUGGACUUCGAUGGGCUUGUUCAGGCCCAAACUGCCCUGGGAACAGCAGCUGUCAUUGUCAUGAACAAAGAUGCUGAUGUUGUGCGCUGCAUUUCACGACUUAUUGACUUCUACAAGCAUGAAAGUUGUGGCCAGUGUACACCUUGUCGCGAAGGAGUGACCUGGAUGAUGAAGAUCAUGCAAAGAUUUACCAGUGGUAAUGCCCGAAAGGACGAGAUUGAUAUGCUGUUUGAAUUGAGCAAGCAGAUUGAAGGACACACCAUCUGUGCUCUUGGUGACGGAGCUGCCUGGCCUGUUCAGGGACUUAUUCGUCACUUCCGUCCAGAGCUUGAACGUCGCAUGGAGGAGUACAAUAAGCCGAAGGCAGUUCAGACAAAUUAAGUGACUCCUAGUUUUGCCUAACCUUGUUACUGUUGGACUGUUUGUUUUAUUUAAUAAGACACCAUUCAAAAAAUUUCAUAAAAUCUUAUAUGUGUGUGCAUCUGGACAUCAGAAAAACUGGUAAUAAAAUCAAGAAAAACAGCAAAAAUGAUUUCUCCAAAAAUUCUACAUGUUCUGUGGCAUUUGGGGGUUUAUGUAUAAAUUGUAGUGGUAAGAAUGGGUGGAAUUUGCCAGGUGUUUCUGUAUACUGCGUUUAAUAAUUCCUGGUUCACAUUCAAGGCAUUUGAUGCAGUGCUACACUAUUCACAGACAACUUUCAUUAAAUGAGAAGUACUUCAUAUAUGGCCGAAAAGAACAAGCAUGAAAUAACUUCUCAUUUUUGACAAAUUUUUAAUUUAUCCAGGUAUGCACAUGCAUUCAGAUGAAAUGAAAAUGAAUACAUCAUUAGUAACCGAACUGCUCAUUAUAAAAAAAAUUAAAGAAAACUGCAGACCAAUAGUUUAGCACGCAUUAACACCACCUUGAGACACUUGCCUUUUACUGUUGAAAGAAAUGUUCUUUAACGGCGUAGGGGUGAGGGUCAGAUGCCAGGGGAGAAUAAUCUGUUUGGAAAGAAUGAGGAUAACUGCUAAGCCAUAAGAUAUUUUUAGUGGAAAAUCAGGUUUAUACUUGUAUUCUUGCAUUGUAAAUAAAGGUGUACAGGAACCA